This is a messenger RNA of Lactuca virosa, 872 nucleotides long. NCBI's taxonomy places the organism in Eukaryota, Viridiplantae, Streptophyta, Magnoliopsida, Asterales, Asteraceae. The record is from the annotation of a GenBank genome assembly.
UAUCAAUCAAACACAAAAAUACGUUUUUUCGUUUUCCAUUCUUCUGUCAGGAACCAUGAAUAGCUCGACAAAUGUGUUGAUCUUUAUUUCUUUCUUCUUUUUAUCAUUCACCGGAAAUUUAAAUCUCGUUGACGCUAGUGAUACAGCCUCAGUUAUAUUGAAUUCAGGAAAUUUUGAACAAUUGGUUAUGCAAAGUAAAGAUGUUUGGUUUGUCUUGUUCGGAGCACCCUGGUGUCUAUAUGUUAAACAACUUAAACCUGAGUGGGACAAGGCUUCAAAGGCUUUGGAAGGAAAGGUCAAGUUUGGUGAACUUGACUGUGACGUGGAAAAUGAUAUACAAGCAAGGUUUGGAGUAACUGGGUUCCCAACUGUUUUUGCAUUUGGUCCAGAUAAAUGUGCACCUCCCACCGGAUUAACUGAAAGAACUGCAGACGCACUUGAAAAUGCUGGCUUGUCUUACUAUGACAAAGCACAGGGGUGUAAAAUGGAGUUUUGAGUUGAGGAUUGUAUUCGAAUAAGAUUUGUUUGACUUGUUAUCUAUAUGAAACAAUAAUGGCACCUUUAACCUUGGUGUAAAAAGCUAAUAAAGAUUAAUUUUAAUUUUAAUCCGAGUAACGAAAGCCGAAGCUCCUGCAUGUGAUCCUUAGGACCCGAAUUGUGUGGUAAACCCCUCCAGAACGAACCCGCUUGUCAUAGAAGGGGGUAUAGAUAAUAAGGAGGCGGAAAAGGAAAAAGAAGAUGAAUACCCCCGAGAUAAUAUAGUUGGUUACAGGAAGAUGUCACGUUGACAAGAAUGUUGUAUUCCUCCUUUUUAUGGACUAUAAUUAAUAUGUUUUUUUUCUUUGCAUUAUGCUUAUAUAUUUUGAUCUGCG